Messenger RNA from Seminavis robusta, 2538 nucleotides. The record is from the annotation of a GenBank genome assembly. Lineage: Eukaryota; Bacillariophyta; Bacillariophyceae; Naviculales; Naviculaceae.
AUGUUGGAGGGGGAAGAGCAAGAUGCUCGCGAUAAGUUGGAACAGGUGGAUACCGAGCUGGCUUUACAGGUUGUGGCAGAUAGCAUCAACGAUGGUGAGGUGGUGAACUUAGACGAGCCGGUUGAGACAUUGGUUGUGGGUACACUGGCAACACCAUCACAGCCAGCCAAACCACCUGUUUUCUCUGCAAUCGACGAUCCUGAAGGAUGGAAUGCCCAAGUUCCCUCCAAGACAAUCAUUGAUCGCAUUGUGAGUACCAAUUUCCAGAACAGAAAGUCCUUGCAAAUGGCCAAAAUGCAGAACAUCAGAGCCAGAGCCCUCAAGAUUGACUUCAACUAUAAGAUGGUAAAAUGUGUGAAGGUGUACACCGGUCAUGGAGAAUGUUUUUCUCCUUUUCAGUGCAGUGUGAACGUCCAUCAGGAAAACGGGCUUUGUGUCUAUUUCAAGGCAUACCACAUUACGGAAGGUUUCGGGCCGAAUUGCAUGGGACCAGACUUGGAGAAGCUCAAAGAACAUUUUGAUUACCUUGGUUGCAAUAUUGGUAUUGUCUGGGUAGACAAUUGCUGCAAUGUCCGGAAGAAGCUUCAAGAGACCUUUGGAGAAGACUGUCUUGUUAAGUUAGACUCCUGGCAUUGGCAUGAGCGCUGGGAAGGUAUUAUCCAUGACAAGAAGUCCGCAGAAGCCCAGGUUUUCUAUUAUUUGAUGCGUCGCGCGACCUAUGUUACGGAAGAUUCAGAACUGGAGCGAGCCAAGGAAGCCUACCAAAGAAGGACCGGUCGUGAACCAACCAAGAAACAGUUGAUGAAGGAGGCCAAGUCAACUAUCCCACCAAAAGACAUUCUGAAGAGCCGGGUAGAAGAAGUGCUUCGGUACGUGCAUCACAACGAUUCUCUCGUGGAUUUAGAGGAGUCGAAUCUGGCAAGGGUAUCCGAUCCAGCAGAUGGCGAACAGGUGGUCACAAGACGUCGAUUCUUUAGCACAAACCGGGCCCUUGUUGCGAGAACAAUCAAGAACCAGAUGAAACAUGUUGAACAUGGCUGCUUGUCUGACCCACCCAAGGAGGUAAUGGAAAUCCACCAAGUUAAUCCGUACACCGAGCAAGCUUUUUCCAGCCGUUCUACCGGAACUAAUGAAGCUGACAACCGUCUGUUGAAUCGCUUGUUCAAAGAAGCUACGACUGUCGGAAUUGCAAGAGCUGAAAGGAUUACGUUCGAUCACUACGAGAAAACCAAUGACAACCGUGCAGUUAAACGUUUGGGUGCUCCAAUGCCAAUCACAAGUCACUCUGAACGUGUCUAUUUCAUGAAUUCGGUAGCCAAAUCGGCUGGUUUUAAUCCAAAAGAUCUUCCGCUUCAAGUGUCUUAUCCACCCAGCGUUCCAGUGAUUGAGUACAUGGGAUAUGACUACGAGUUGCCUGAUUGCUUGAAAGAGGUCACCACAAGAGCUGAAGAUGACGUGCCAGAUGGAGGUGCCGAAGGCCGCAACGAUUUCCAAGAUUUCCUGGCUGGCGUUGACUUUGCCGAUGACGACGUGCCUGUGCAAACACCGGAGGCAGCAGCCGCCGAAGAACGUAUCUUACAAGAUCCAGAGAUUGAUACAGAGCCGCACUCUUUGACCGCCGCCGCUUUUGAACAGGAACUUGCUAAGCAUCUACCACACAUUAGACCCAAGGAAACCAGCAUGCAGACCUUCACUCGAUUGACCAACGGGAGUCCAUGGGUUGAUUUCGGAGAUCCCCGGGAACAAGGCAGCCCUUCCGACAAGGCUGAGUUUGAUCUCUUCGAAUCUCUCAGUCCAAAUUACGACCGACACAGCAACAACAUGAAUGGUCCUCGCGGAUAUUAUCGCUUUUCCAAGAGGUGGGAUAUCGAAGUGGCAAAGAACACCAAGGAGAGGACGGAUGCUAUUUGGAGUGGAAUGGAGCCACCUCCAAUGAUCCGACGCGAAUCUGCAUUGCAGCUGCAGCAGCACCAUGAUCGAGUGUUGGCGUGCCAGCAGCAGGCGAACUUAGCCGGUGAAGAUCCCGCGAGGCAGCAACUCGAGGAGGCUUUUCGUGUCACCCAACGACAAAUGGGCCAGCACCAGACUUCCGUAAUGGCAGGAGAAGCUCUUCGUUUUGACCAUGAUCGCGGCAAUGCCCCUCUUGGAAAUCCAUUGGCACUGAACAACAAUAUCACGGCAGCUUCUGUCGGAGGGAGAGUUGCAGACCCUACUGCUCCGUUCGUUAUCAGACAAGUUCGAAAGGCCACCAUUGUGGAAAACCCCAUGUUAAAUCCUAGGGGAACGAACUUUCGUAACAGGAAGUAUUGUGUUGUCUGUGGAUUUUCGAAGAGCGACCACUCGCAUUUGAGUCGACAAUUUGGCAACGACUGCUCUGGAAACUGCGGCCGUGAGGAGUGCUCCAAGUGCUUCCAACGACUCGAGUUCCACGAAUUGGGCAAGGUUGGACCAUACUGCGAAUACGCCCCCUCUUCUGGCAGUGGGUACAGCGACUGGUACAUCAACACGGAGAGCAACAACGAGAAUCGCCGCAAUUGA